Nylanderia fulva is the source of this 2113-nucleotide messenger RNA. RefSeq names its product sodium- and chloride-dependent GABA transporter 2. Lineage: Eukaryota; Metazoa; Arthropoda; Insecta; Hymenoptera; Formicidae. The record is from RefSeq and is a predicted model, not a curated record. Gene Ontology annotation, molecular function: glycine transmembrane transporter activity; amino acid:sodium symporter activity. Gene Ontology annotation, biological process: amino acid import across plasma membrane; nitrogen compound transport; sodium ion transmembrane transport. Gene Ontology annotation, cellular component: plasma membrane.
UUCGAUAAUGUGGACCCUGCUUUAUACAUAUAUAUUAUUAAAUUGCCACCUGAUCACGCCGACGCCCAGUCGUUCACGCAAUCUCGAAGACGAGUCACGACUCGAGUCGGAUUUUACCACAAUUAUCACAAUGAUGGAAUCGAAAAAACGUCUCAGGCAAAGAGGGUUUCGCUCGGACUUGGUGGCACUUUGGUGGAACAUCCAGAUGAGCCGAAGCGAAGUGGUUGGUCCAACCAGAUCGAAUUUGUUCUAUCCUGCAUCGGGUAUGCCGUUGGCAUCGGCAAUGUUUGGCGUUUCCCUCUCUUCAUAUAUCGCAAUGGCGGUGGUGUCUUUUUGAUACCUUUCAUUAUCAUGCUGUUUACAAUGGGUCUGCCUAUAUUCUUCCUCGAACUUUGUAUGGGUCAGUAUUCUGGACUGGGACCCAUAAAAGCUUACAGCCGUAUGGCGCCUGCGUUUCAUGGUCUAGGCUAUUGCACGUUGGUCGUCAUUUUACUAGUGAUGGUGUACUACAUGAUAAUCGUCGCAUGGACUUUAUUCUACAUUUUCGCUUCUUUCUUUCCAAAACUCAAGUGGGCGUACUGCGAUAAUGAUUUUAACACGAACGAUUGUUAUAGCGGCCUUGAGGAUGCAUUAUGCCAAAAGGAUAUUGACUCACACUCUAUAUUUUACAACAAAAGCUGUAUGGCCAUCGAUGUUGUCUGUUCUCAUUUUGGUUACAACCGUGGCGGCAAUAUCACUCAUUGUUUCAAAAAUAACGGCGAGGCGAAAGCAUUCAUUGAUAUCUACAAUCGGACAUUGUCAUCCGAAGAAUACUUCAGAGACUACGUUCUUGGUAUACGCGGUGCCACAUGGGAGAACUUCGGUGACAUAAGAUGGGAAUUGUUCGGAUGCCUCACUUUAGCUUGGCUAGUGUGCUUCCUCUGUCUAGCACGCGGCAUCCAGACCAUCGGCAAGGUUGUCUACUUCACCGCCCUCUUUCCCUACGUUAUUCUCACAGCUCUGCUAAUACGAGGUGCUACGUUAGACGGCGCCGAUGAAGGCGUUCUGUGGUAUAUCAUGCCCAACUUUACGAUGCUGAAAGACGCCAAGAUGUGGGCGGAUGCCGCCUCUCAAGUCUUUUAUUCGCUCGGUAUCGGCUGCGGAUCUUUGGUCACCCUCGCGAGCUACAGCAACUUCAGCAACAAUUGUCACAGGGAUGCUAUUUUCGUCACUUUCACGAAUCUAUUUACGUCCAUUUUCGCUGGCUUCGCAAUAUUCUCGAUACUCGGAUUCCUAGCCCGGCAGAUGCAAAUGCCGAUCGACAAGGUGGUUCAGAGCGCGGAGGGAUUGGCUUUUAUCGCUUACCCAGAGGCAGUGGUGCGGAUGCCGUUGCCGAAUCUCUGGGCCAUUCUGUUCUUCUUCAUGCUCUUCAUACUCGGUCUCGGUAGCCAGUUUGCAGGUGUGCAAGCGAUAAACACCGCCAUACUGGACAAGCGUCCGGAUUUACGAAAACAUGAAGGCCUUGUGAUAUUGGGAAUAUGCGUUGCCUGCUGGCUUCUAGCGAUUCCGAUGGUGUUCGACGGCGGUAUCUACUUGUUCAAACUAAUGGACUGGCAUACCGCCUCGUGGGCUAUUCUAUUGAUCGGCUUUGCCGAAAUCGUUGUGCCCGCCUGGUUCUACGGAUGCAACAAAUUCCUCAAUAAUCUUGCUGAAAUGAAAAUGAGAUUUGGUCGCUUUCUCCGCGGCUAUUGGUGGUUAUGCUGGGUAGUUCUUGCGCCUCUUACUUGCUUGGGAGUCUUUGGAUAUCAAUUAGGACAAACCGACUUUCAAGGGAGUUACGGUUCGUAUAUAUUUCCCGCCUGGACGGGCGUAAUUGGAAUUGGAAUCGGAUUGGCAACGUUACUGCCAUUGCCAGUCUUCUUCUUUGCGAAAGUCUGGGAGUUGAAGAUCUUAUUUCAACCCUCGCCCUUGUGGAAAGCAGCCGAACAGAAAAAUAUACUAGAUAAUGACAGCGUCAGCACUGCGGUGAUCAAUCCGGCCUACGUUUCUUCAGAUAAGGUUUAGAAUUCUUGUAUACGCGGUAAACUGUAUUUUCAAUAAGAAAUCCCGAAAUAUAGAUUAUUUCCUAAUGUAA